Messenger RNA from Anopheles moucheti, 622 nucleotides. Its product is annotated as translation machinery-associated protein 16 homolog. The transcript has 3 exons. The record is from RefSeq and is a predicted model, not a curated record. Lineage: Eukaryota; Metazoa; Arthropoda; Insecta; Diptera; Culicidae. Gene Ontology annotation, cellular component: nucleus. Bases 89 to 622 code for a protein of 177 amino acids.
AUCGUGCGCGGAUGCAGCGUUUGGUUGUGCAUGUUGUUUAGAUCGUAUUUGUUUCUUUUAUCACAUAAAGGAAAUCUUGUUCACCAAAAUGCCAAAGCAAACCAUUCUGAAGGAGCUAGCAAAGUGCAAACAUCCUAAAAGUAGGAAAACACUAGCACUGACUCGCAAAGUUAAAAAAAUAAACAAUCGUGAAAAGAUUAAGCUUGGACAUGCAGCUAAAGCCAAUAUGGUUGGUAACAAACUGGCCUGGUUUGCCGAGCACCUAAUAGAACAGCAGCAUCCAUUGGAACCGGCAGAGUAUGAAGCACUGGUGGAUGAGUACCUGAUGCGAUUUGAUCGAGAACUAGAGCAAAUUAAGAUAGUGCAAUCGAUUGGCAAGCAUCGUGCGACGCAACACGCAGCCCGGGAAGCAGCGAUUAAAGCCACGAUCGAAACGGAAAAGCUUAAUUUCAGUGGAGGUGGUAUAGAGCUACCGGAUUUAUGCGAUCCGACAAACUUUACCCUGUUUCAACAGUGGGAUGGCAGUGCGGCAAGCAUUCAGCAUUUGAAACUAAAGUUUAUCUCUAGAAAAAUGCUGCAGGAAUCGGUCAAGAGGAACGUUGUCGAUAAAAUGGACGAAUAA